Messenger RNA from Vombatus ursinus (common wombat), 6775 nucleotides. RefSeq names its product serine/threonine kinase 33 (gene STK33). Gene Ontology annotation, molecular function: ATP binding; protein serine/threonine kinase activity. The transcript has 16 exons. The record is from RefSeq and is a predicted model, not a curated record. Gene Ontology annotation, cellular component: nucleus; cytoplasm. NCBI's taxonomy places the organism in Eukaryota, Metazoa, Chordata, Mammalia, Diprotodontia, Vombatidae. Gene Ontology annotation, biological process: mitotic DNA damage checkpoint signaling; protein phosphorylation. Bases 340 to 2061 code for a protein of 573 amino acids.
GGUUGGUUGACUUGGAACAGACGCUGCUCCCCUCAUGGGACCGUCCUUGGUCUGGGAAUCUCAUUGAGUAAUGGGGGUAAAACCUGAUGGAAGUGCUGUUUCAUGAAUGUGCUCACUUUCAUAUAAAUCAAAGGAUUAACGUGAUUCCUAUCCAUGCUUACUAUGAUCUAGUGUGCCAAUGGCUGUUUAGUGUUUCAUUAACUUACAAGAUUGUACCAAUCAGAAGGUAGUUUAUUUGAAGGAACUCACUUCUUGCUUUUCCUGCCAUUUGUUACUGCGUCAAACAGUAGAAACACUGUCUCUUCAUCUCCUCUGCAUGUGACUGAAAAACUUUAAAAUAUGGCUGAUGGUAGCUUUGGCAGAAAAAACCUAAAAUGCCCUGAAUGUUCUGGUAAUUCCCAACCAGACAGGAUUAAUAUAUGUCGCUGCAAAAGAAAGGAUGGCUCUGAUUCUAUCAUUUCUGUGGUGGAGACAUCUGAAACUUCAGUCACCAACAGUGUAGAGUUUCCACUUACAACAAACAACAACAGAAAUAAAAACUCAAGCACUGAAAACAACACCAUAAAAGAAUCUAUCAACUUUGAACAUACUUUGGAAGAGUCACCAAUCCUCUCUCCACCUCUCUCCAUGUUCCCAUCCCAGUGGUCAUCCCCAAGCUUAUCCCCAUCAGUGAUUUCACAAACAUCUUUCCACCCAAAGGAACAAUUCUCUAGCACUGGAGAGCCCUUAAGAACCUCAGACACAAUUGAGACAUGUAGGAAACUCUCACAACAGCAAUGGAUGCGUUCCAGCUCUGUAGAAGGAAAAAUUCCUCACGUGAGGAUGGAAGAUUGUACUGCUAUACAGCAAAUAUAUUCCUUUGGAAGAAAACUGGGACAAGGGAGCUUUGGAGUGGUCAUUGAAGUCACACACAAGGAAACAAAUCACAAGUGGGCCAUGAAAAAAGUGAACAAAGAAAAGGCUGGAAGCUCUGCUGUGAAAUUACUCGAACAGGAGGUGAACAUCCUGAAAAGUGUGAACCAUGAGCAUAUCAUUCAUCUACAACGAGUAUUUGAAACACCCAAGCGGAUGUACCUUGUGAUGGAACUCUGUGAGGAUGGAGAACUUAAAGGAAUACUGAACAGUAAAGGGCACUUCUCUGAGAAUGAGACAAGGCAGAUCAUUGGGGACCUAGGGUCAGCUAUUGCAUAUCUUCACAAAAAGGAUAUAGUUCAUAGAGACCUAAAGCUGGAAAAUAUUUUGGUUAAAAGCAGAUAUACUAAUGAAAAAAAUGAAACCAACUUUAACAUAAAGGUGACUGAUUUUGGUUUAGCGGUGCAAAAAGAGGGCGGAUAUGAAGCCAUGUUUCAGACGACUUGUGGGACUCCUAUUUAUAUGGCACCUGAAGUGAUCAAUGCCCAUGACUAUAGCCAACAGUGUGACAUCUGGAGCAUAGGUGUCAUUAUGUACAUGCUGUCUCUGUUCUGGGCCCUCGUUCUCUUGUUACACCUUUUCACUUGGGAACUUCAUUCACUUCAAUGGGGCAACACGCUGACUCCUGUUAGACCCACAAAUGUCCUGGAGCUGAUGAAACAAUGGAAGAACCAGCCGGGAAGUGAUGAAGAAGAUGUGGAGGGCCUAAAGGAUGAUCUCGCUACCAAAAUACAUGUGUAUACAAACUUCCAAGUAGAGGAGAAUGUCAAUGAUAAGAAUGUGGCUGAAAAUACAGAUGACAGGAGUGCCAAAUCCCCUCUGCCAGGAAAGCAGGAAUCCCAGGAGGAUCAAAUGAAGGUCAGCAAGAAAAAAAAUAACACGAGUACAUUAACAAAUGGGACAGUGAAGAAGAAAAGUGCAAGCUUGAGGCCCUCUAGUAAUGUCCCUGCUAGUGGAAAAAUGACCAGUCCGCAGCGGAGUAUGGACAAUUCAGAAAACAUGUUCCCUCAGGCUUCCCCAUCCACCAAACCAGUUACACCUUUACCAAAGGGAGAGUUGGAUAAGUCCUCCAUGACCCCAAGCCCAAAAUUGUCACAAAAAAACUACUACAAAACCCCUGCCACAUCUAAAAUCAAAAAGAAAUCAUAAGGUAUCCUUUAUCUCAGUGCAGCACAGGGCCAAGGCUCAGAUUCCUUUUGGCAGAACAAGGGUAUAAGGGACAAAAUGGACAGGGCUACGUUGAGCCUUUUAGCUCUCCUCCCCUCUGUCAGGGCAGAAUUCUCUGUCUGCAUCAGCUUACACCUGAAGCUCUUUCUAAAGCAGCAUGCACCCUGUUAACAAACACUCAUUAACAACAGGGUUGACAGAGCAGAGUUGUCACUGACUAGAGAUAUAUGUAAGUAUUUUUUUAGUCUGAGUCGGAAAGCCCCCUCAUGAGGGUUUCAUGAGCCCUUUUGCUCUGUUUUCACCUAAGAUUCUUAAAUUAAGCCACAAAUAUUUAUAGGGAAAAGGGUGAGAGGGCAGAACUGGUCCCUGGGGAUUCUGCUACUUGUGUGCACUUUGCCCUGGAGGACUUUGCUAGGAAAAUGCUUGUCACUUUGCUCUGGGCAUAGAGCACAAGGUUGUCAGCCUUCACGUGUAUCAUUGUUCUUUUAGGUCAUCUUAGAUUACUUGAAAAACUCAUUUUAAACUUGGAAAAUAGGAGAAGUUGUUUUUUUUUUAACUACCUGCUAUUGUCUUUCUGGUUGUAUUGAGUAAAUCAAUAAAAACAGAUAAUACCCAUUCUAGUUAACUUUUACAUAAAAGAGGAGAGGAUGAACAUAUUGAGGUUGGCUGAGCUUGUGGACAGAUUCUGAACUUGUUCUGCUGCUAAAAAGAGGAUGUCUAUUUUUCUGUGUGCAGAAUUUCUUUGUGGCUAGUCAGUGUAUUGAACUGAGAAACUAUUUCCAGAAGGUUUUGUUUAAUUUCCCUUAGCCUUGUGUCACAAACGUCUUCUAGCCAGCUGGCUGAGGGUUUGCCAUCUGAGUCUGUACCAAACAAUUAGAUGCUUCUGCAGGCCUCUCAGGCUAAUUAGAAAUGGGCCACAAGGAAGAAGCAGUUACUUUUCUCUUCAUCAAGAGUAGUAGCCUGGUUUCAUUCCAAACCCUUCUUAUGAGAUCAUCUCAGAGUCUUCUAGCAGGAGUGAAACCUAGAAGCCAAUGUGAACUUAGGGGGCCUUGUGUAUGUACCCAAUGGCCAGAGGCAAUAAGGUGUUAGUCAUCUGCAGAAUGGGACCUCCUGGCUAUCGAUAGAUCCACUGUCAAAUCUGAUAGGUCUGCCAGUAUCGUUGGUGGCCCCUGGGGCUCUCCUCAGUGAUUGGCCCAUCCAACUUCACCCUAAUGGGCUGAACUUUCCCUUUCAAACUGGAUUUAGUAGAGCCUCCUCCAAAGGCCUUCUGAUCCCUGAUUAGACCACUAGGGGCCCACCAACCCACACACCAUCCCUGUUAGCCUUUAGCCUUUGUUCAGUGCUAAGUGAACCCAUCUUUGAAGAACCAGUUUCUAUUCACCUGAUUAGGAAGGUGGCCUCAUUAGACAAGUGGAGAUCACCCUCAACUAAUAAUACUCAAAGAGGUGUAACCCACCAGUCUUUCAUCUUCCACAUAAAAGUUCCUGUAGGGCACCAACCCUGAUGCCCCAGAGUCUGGCCAGGGCUUUCUGCGGAAAAAAAUAAGGCACAGCCCCAGCUUUGAUUCUGCCUUUGGGUUUUAACUGUCGAUUCCCAGGGCCUGAAAAUGAAGGUUCAAUGCCCUCAUCCUGCUCUUAAUUUUUACAGCAAUCCAGUUUAGAGUCAUGCCCUUCUGAGGAUAGGAAGUGCUGCUGUUAAAUUGGGUACUAUUACUCUUUGGUCUUGAGAAAUUAUUUAUUCCACUCAGUAGGUUUGAGUUGAGGUCUAGACGAAACCAGCUGUUUGAGAAAUAAAGCACUAUUAUACUACAUAAAUUUACAUACGCUUUUCCCUACCCUAGUUCUAUUUAAAGUUGUCUGUCAGUCACACAUAUUUAGCUAAGAUCACACCAUGGGUGAACUCUUCUUUCUAAGAGUUACUUUAAAGUAUCUCUUAAGCAUCUUGGCCAUAUCUUCUUCCUGCCCUGCUAUUAAUAUGCUACCUGCUGUCAGGAUUGCGAACCAACUAUUGCAUUUCAUGUUGGCUUCUGAUGACCAUGAGCCAACUGCUGGUUGCUUUAAUCUUCUCGGCAGCACUUAUAUCCCAUGAAUCCUAGAGCAAGAGAGGCUUUACUGUGUAACAGAGAGGCAUCAUCGGUCAAGGCAAAAAAGUAGGUAUGUCGUCCAGGCCGUGUAAAUGCAGAUCAAACACCAGCUCAGGCAAGAGAUAUAUAGAAGGUUGAGGUCUAGGGUUGGCUGAAGAGGAGAGAAUGAGUGUGACUCAAUUCAGGGAAAGGACAAGUUAGGGAACCAAAAGAAAUCGGAGAAGGGCUUAAACCUAAGCAGAAAUGCAAAGGAAAGGAUAACUGAUGAAGACAACAACCUAUGCUAUGCUCAGGGAAAGAGCCAGAUGACCUCUCAUCGCUUUAAAAGGGUAGUCCCUUCCCAACCAGUACCUGCAGAAGGAGCUUCACGCUGUCCCAGCCAGUUCCAUGUAUGGGCUUUCUUUUGCCUGGAUACAGACAAAUCUAUACAAUGGAAGAUUCCCCAGAGCAGAAAGUGUGGCCAAAUCCUCCAUCCAUUUUAAAAAAAAAAUAUUUCAGUGGUGUGUCUGAAUGAUGAGUACAGCUAAAGCAUCUCUUUGCUUUUGAAAUACUUUAAUAAUUCAAUUUUACUCCAACAUGGAAGCUCCAGGUUAGGUGAAUUCAAGGCAUUUGAUCUUUAAUAUGCAUUUCUACAAGAGGCAAAACUGGUUUGAGAAUCCAGUGUAAGUGCUAUGUUCAGACAUGCUUUCUCUGCAUUAAGUAAAGCUUUGGAAUUGACCGAGGAAGUUUUGUUCUCAAAAACGUCUCUGGAUGGAGAUCGAUAUGUGUCUCUGGAGGGGAGGAAAUGAUUCCUUCUUUCAUACCUUUCCCCUUUAAUACCCUUCCCAUCACUUAUGACAGUGCCUGGGAAACCCCAAGUACAGAAAGGCACCCAAAAGAAUACCUUCUAUGUGUUUAAAUACAGCCUCAAUGUCUCUGGCUUUUUAGAACUAUUCUCCCCAGCCUUGCUUCUAGAAGACAGCCUUAGAGACAGAAGACACUUGAGGACCCUGAUAUAAGUCAUAAGUCACCAGAGAACCAAACCCAGGCCCACCAAGAUACAAAACCCCAAAAUUCAUGAGUGCCACACCCUUGAUGGCAUGUGCUUCAGGUCUUUCUAACUCUGGUCCCUGAGUCAAGAAGAUACCUCACUACCUAAAAGGACACAAUGAGUACCUUUUGGAGCCCCUUUCAGCAGAUGGAGAUGGCCAGGGGGUGGAAGUUGACCAUUACUAUCUCUCCACCUGCAGGAUUUCCACACUGGCCAUUGACCCACUAGGCCAACUUGUGGCUGUGGGGUCCUGUACAGCAAAGAAAGAUAAAGACUUUGAGUUCCUUGUGCUUUUCCUGCAACCCCAAUUCACAAGUGCUAAAGUCAUUUAGAAAAGCAAUUAGUUGGUAAUUCACUGCUCAAAAGGGCUCUCAUAUAGUUAAAUUUUCCCUUUCAGGAUCCUGAAUUCUUUUCAGUAAGCUGUCUUAAGUUUGAUUUUGAUUUCUGUUCAGGAAAUGAUUAUCACUUUAGUGCUUAUUGGUGAAGUCAGUUUUCUUCACCUUUUUUUCUUCAAAGUAAGGCUAUGUACAGUAUUUGUCUUAUAUUCUUGUGCUUACUUUCCUCAGCCCUAUUCAGUAGCUAGUACAAUAAACUUUUCUCUACCUCACUAGCAAAAAAAUUGAAUAUUUUAUUAUCUGGAAUUAUUAGGUACAUUCAAUAAGUAGAAGGUUGAUGGUGUCACAAAGAACUCCUCUUUCCCCCUCAGCCUACAAAUAAUUGGUAUCCGAAGGUUUAGGUAAUUACUGUGGCUUCUGUAAGCAGUUCCACAGCCUCUGUGCUCUCCCAAGGAAUUCUUGGAGAUCCAUGGGCUAGCUCUGUGUACUCCUCUCCCUAAGUCAUUGCUGUAUCUUGGGCCCUAGUAACCCUUAUUAUCUCUCCUCCCCAUAAAAAGCUUGCGCACUCUCUUGGCAUCCUACUUCCUCUUACAGAGACAGAGGCUACAGAAGACCAGCUGAUUUCUAUGGGCGUAAGGUCUAGAGCCGUAGCCCAUGACCUCUCUCGAACAAGCAGAAUAUUCUAGCUAUAUGCAGUGAAUUCCACUUCUGAGCGAUUUGUAUGUGGAACAGUUUAUUGUGCUUGCUCUGAGUCAACCAGACCUGUCCUGGACCAGCCACCUGGUACCAGCCUCCCCAUCCCUGCCCUACAAAUGUCCAGUGACACCUGAGUGAACGAGAGCCUAACUCCUGGCUGGCACCAAGUUCCCUGGAAAUCGAAGGUCUUUGACAAGCUGGAUCUUAGCAUUUAUUAGUGGAAGGGUAUCUCUGAAUUUUCUGAAGAAAUGUCCCAGUCCAGCUCAGCUUAAUUUGUCUUGGAUAUUUUUGCUCCCUCACAGUCUGAGUCUGUGACUGACUGUUUCUGAGUUUGGGCAUAGACUUCUGAAAGGCUGAGCAAUGACCUAAGCCAGUGGAGGCUCUGCUUCUACCUAGGAGAGCUCAGCUCCAUCUACCAGGAGUAAGCUCCUUGGAGUAAUCUCUGGGCCCUGGGGUUUACAAAGGGAGUAGAUUUUAAUUCCUGUUAGUCACUGAGAAAUUUAGGUGAGAAUGAGAAGCAGGAUAUAAUUCCAUUCUGUAUUUGGUUUAUUG